Molecule: messenger RNA, 1059 nt
Organism: Penicillium macrosclerotiorum
Lineage: Eukaryota; Fungi; Ascomycota; Eurotiomycetes; Eurotiales; Aspergillaceae
Exons: 1
Coding region: 1-1059 (352 amino acids)
Source: RefSeq, a predicted model, not a curated record
AUGCCGGACAUGCCAGCCGUCUUUCAGAUGUCGGCCUCGCCGCCAAAACUCGACCUGGCCAGCGCCAACUCUCAGCUCUUCCAAGUUCCUACGUCAGCCUCAGCGUCUUCUUCCCUCUACUCGCUUUCUGUCAGCCGAAAACGUCCCCGGCGUGACACGGAGAAGCUCUCCACCAAGUUCGGCCCGGCAUCCAACUUGCCUGCCUCGCCGCUGUUUCAGCCAGACUACCAGAAAACACCCACCCAUGACGAGGUCUACUCCUCAACAGAGCUAGACUAUCGUCCCAACCGAUACCGCCAGUCCUUUCUUCCACCCUCUCUCGAUGCAAGCGUUCAGUCCAUCGGCCCCGACUCCGAAGGAACUAGUCGCAAACGCAGCCGUCGCGAUUCGGUGCUCGCCUCACCUACCGCAGCAGAGGAUGCGAGUCCCAACACCAGACGCGUUGGCUGGGGUCGAACAGUCAUCAACGCCGUCGGGAAAGUCCUAGAUCUGUGCUGGUCAGGCGCGUUCCGGGGCUUCUACGCCGGUGGAGGACAGGGCUACGACAUGCAAGCCGGAUCCCCACCGCAGAUCACUCCUAGCUGGCAGCCCGGGCCCAGUGCCACCGAAAAAGAUCGCAUCUUCCAAACCCCCAUCCCAGGUCAAUACCCUGAGGAAGAGAUCGAACGAAACUGGGUGGUGAUCCCCAACGACCCGGCUGACCCCUUCGUGGGCUCCCACAGCCCCAGCACACCAUCCUCCAAACCUCGGCGCAUCCACCAGGCCUCCAGUCCCCGUCGGCGACCAGCUAUGAUGCCACGCCUAGCCAAACGGACCAAUAACCCUUCGAUGCGGCCAUCCACGCCCACCAGAAGCAGCGCGCUUCCCUCUCCACGGGCCAGAGAAGGGCCCGCCUCGGCAGACAUGCAACGAUAUGCGGCUCAAAUGCGUCGCAAGGAGCGCGAGGAAGAUGCGAGCAUCAAGCGAUUGAACCGGCAAUUACAAGCCAUGAUUCGUGAGGGGAAAGAAGCACUCGGCACGACGGUAGACGUGGAUGAUCUGGACAUGGAUUUCGACUGA